This is a messenger RNA of Gryllus bimaculatus (two-spotted cricket), 621 nucleotides long. Lineage: Eukaryota; Metazoa; Arthropoda; Insecta; Orthoptera; Gryllidae. The record is from the annotation of a GenBank genome assembly.
UUGCAGAGUAAGCAGCAGUCGCCGAAGCAGCAGAAGCAGCAGCAGCGAGUGCCGUCGCCGGCCGCCGGCAUGAACCUGCAGGUGUCGGGCGCGGGCCCGCUGCGGCUGGCGGGCGUCAAGGCGCCCUCUUCCAUCCCCGGGCUGCGGCCCAUGCACGAGGCGGAGCCGCAGAUGCGCAGCGUGUCGCAGCAGAGCACGCCGUCGAGCGACGAGAGCAACUCGCCCACGGAGCUCAACUCGUUGUCGCAGAGUUCGUCAGCGGACACCGCCGAGUUCAAGUCGAAGCGCAUCUCGCAGAUCAGCUCGUGCAGCUCGGGCUCGUGCCCGGCGCCGCCGCCCGAGGGCGGCACCCCGACGCCCCCGCCGCUGCCCGAGCGCUCCGACUCGCUCAACAACCGCUGCGAGGAGGGCGAGCUGCGCGCCGCGCCCUGGGAAAUAACACUAGAGGUUUUGGGACAGGAGCCCGUUGGAGCAUUUAUGGUGAGAGAAAGCACCAGUAAGCCUGGCUGUUACGCUUUGUCAUUGCGGGUGCCACGAGAUUUCCAGCCAUCAGGAAUAGCCCACUAUCUCAUAAUGAGGACCAACAAGGGCUAUAAGAUCAAGACAGAAGUAGAAAGCUAG